Meira miltonrushii is the source of this 888-nucleotide messenger RNA. RefSeq lists its product as uncharacterized. The transcript has 2 exons. NCBI's taxonomy places the organism in Eukaryota, Fungi, Basidiomycota, Exobasidiomycetes, Exobasidiales, Brachybasidiaceae. Gene Ontology annotation, cellular component: SBF transcription complex; cytoplasm. Gene Ontology annotation, molecular function: transcription coregulator activity. The record is from RefSeq and is a predicted model, not a curated record. Bases 121 to 744 code for a protein of 207 amino acids.
UUCCUCUAGCAUCAUCUUCCACUAAAACACCUUCACCUUCUCAAGCAAAAGUUAUAUCAUCAAUGAACAAAAGGCAACAGGCAGCUCAAAAAGCCAGGAUGAUCGCGGUAUGUGUAUAGAAUGGGUGGGUUGUGCUGGGAAUGGGUGUUGACUUUAUCAUCUUAUUCACAGCUGUCUAAACAGUUGAGAACUAGACUUCAAUAUGCUGCAUUCAAAGUGGAACAUGGAUGGUCAAAACAAUCUCUAUCAGAAGUGGAGAAUUUGUACUACAAACACAGACGGGCGAGCGGAUCAAUGACAUCUCCCAAUGUGAUACCAUCCAAAUCUCCUCAAGCAUAUCGCUCCGGGAGUAUAGGGACAGGGAGUGGACAAAAAUUUCAUUAUACACCCUCAACGCCAACGCCACAAUGGCGUGCGAAAACAUCGCCAACAACAAUACGAAAAGCAUCAAUCGGUGGCGGGAGUAAUAUGACAGCAGAUGUUUUUGCCGGUUUGGUUACGCCACCUGCUUCGGGAGGGACUCUUCCUGGUGGAUAUGAUCGGUAUAAAGAUUUGUUUUCUAACCAGCAUUCUUUCUCUUCUGGGUUGAAUGCGCAAAAGAGUCCUUCCCUCAAUGCGUCAAGCGGAAGGAGUGGCGCACAACAAUCUUCCAAUAGAAGCGGGAAGAGUUAUGCUGAUUUUUGGAGCAAGAUUGGAUCAUCGAAUGCUGCACCUACCAAUAAUUCAGCCAAGCCAUCAUCAUAAGAUGUUGAGGCGCUUCCCUCAAUUCAUCGUCAUAAUCGGACGAUAGAUACUAUGAUACCUUGAAAACCAAUUCCGAUAGCUUCGCGGGAUGGACUUUCACUUUCUUCUACUAUCUCCAUUAAUCAAUUGUACACCACCUUCAAC